This is a messenger RNA of Ipomoea triloba (trilobed morning glory), 1386 nucleotides long. RefSeq lists its product as uncharacterized. The coding region runs from base 161 to 1279 and encodes 372 amino acids. The record is from RefSeq and is a predicted model, not a curated record. The transcript is spliced from 5 exons. NCBI's taxonomy places the organism in Eukaryota, Viridiplantae, Streptophyta, Magnoliopsida, Solanales, Convolvulaceae.
AACAAAAACAUCAAACAAACUGAUGGCUGGGCCGAAAAGAUGAGAAUCGAAUCGAAAGCGGUGGUGACUGGUGAGAGAUAGCAUCGCCGGAGGCCACAAAAAAGAUAAGCUUUUAGAGCUGCAACUUCGCCCGCUCGCCAAUCUCUCUUUCUAUCAUUCUAUGGCUUCCAUAGCUCGCGCUUUUCUCAUAUCUCGGCUCGCCGAGCUGUCACUGAAGCCGCUCCAGCCAACGCAACCGCCGCCUCCCUUCGCGCACCACCUCCUCAUCCGACCGUUUCUUCCGGCGCCGGCGUCCACUUCUUCUAGACGCCGGCCUUCGUCUUUUGCCGCCGUCAACUGCCUCGUGUCUGGAGUUGAUGGGGGCGGCGUCUCAGACGACUUCGUCUCCACCACCAAGUCCGGUUUCGGCCGCGAAUUCGCCGUAAUCGCCAAUAUGCUCAAGCGGAUUGAGCCUCUGGACACUUCAGUUAUUUCAGAAGGCGUUUCCGCUGCUGCUAAGGACUCUAUGAAGCAGACUAUAUCGACGAUGCUAGGGUUGCUACCUUCGGAUCAGUUCUCCGUCACUGUUAGGUUUUCAAAGCACCCACUCCAUCGCCUAAUUGUUUCUUCCAUAAUCACCGGGUAUACAUUGUGGAAUGCGGAGUACAGAAUAUCGUUGAUGAGGAAUUUUGACAUUUCAUCCAAUAGUUCCAAAAACUUGAACUCUGGAGAUAGAAAUGAGGAUCCAUGCGUAAAGGGGGAGGAAGUUAGUAUUCGAGAAAUUGAAAGUGGUGCAGAUGGAUGCAACGUAGCUUCAGAUACCAUUAGUAGUCAAAAUUUUGAGGAUUUGUCUCCUGAAGCUCUGAACUAUAUUCAGCAAUUAGAAGUGGAGCUGAAAACAGUCAAACAGGACCUGCAUGCUCUGGAACAGGAAAAUUUGCAAAUGGACUAUGACAAAAGAAGUAACAAUGAUCUGCUCGACUAUCUACGGCUGUUGGAACCUGAUAUGGUGAUUGAACUUUCUAAGCCAUCCUCAUUUGAAGUGGAGGAAGUUAUUCAUCAAUUAGCACAGAAUAUACUGCGAAUAUUUUUCAAAGAAGAGACGGACUCUGAGUCUGAAGAAAGCAUAUUGUUUGACGCUGCUGCAACAAACCGCCAGACUGAUGCCGAAUCAUGUGACACAAUAGGCACAUCACGGGAUUACUUGGCAAAGCUUCUGUUCUGGUGUAUGUUACUUGGCCAUCACUUGAGAGGCUUGGAGAACAGAUUACAUUUAAGUUGUGUUGUUGGACUAUUGUAAAGUUAAUCAAGGAUAAACAGGAAUGUAUAUCCUUCUUCCUUGCAAAUUUUGUGUUGUUUAUAUAAUGAGAAAUUAAGUAUAUAAAAUGCCUAUUUCUCCGAAGAAAA